GUCCUGGCUGAAGGCCCGGGUUGGGGCAGCUCAGGCUGGGGUCGAGGAGCGUAAGUGGGGGGAUGUAGGUCGCCUGCACAGUGAAGGGGACGUCAGGGAACGCUACCAAGGGACCCGGGCUGCGUGAGGUGGAACGGUGGGGCUGCUGCCUACCCCCUCUUCUGGCCCCAGGGUGGCGAUGGGAGAGGCGGAGGUGGAGGCGGGAGCGGCAGUGGAGCUCAGUGGUCUGCCCCCCAGCGUCCCAGACGAGCUGCUCACGCUCUACUUCGAGAACCGGCGAAGCUCUGGGGGUGGGCCUGUGGCGAGUUGGCAGAGACUCGGCCGCGGGGGCAUCCUCACCUUUGAGGAGCCUGCAGAUGCCGCGAGGGUCCUGGCCUGGCCAGAGCACACUCUGCAGGGGGCUCGGCUGAGCCUGCGGCCAGCCCCACCACGCGCCUCUGCGCGCCUGCUGCUCCAAGGAUUGCCUCCUGGCACCAAACCCCAGCUCCUGGAGCAGUACGUCCAAGCUCUGCUUUGUGCCGCCGGGCACCCGGAGCAGCCUUGCCACACCUUGGCCAGUCCCCGACCAGAUCGUGCCCUGGUGCAACUGCCCAAGCCCCUUUCUGAGGCAGAAGCUGGCGUCCUGGAGGUGCACGCCCGGGCCCUGGGCCUGGAGGGGGCUGAGGUCUCCCUGGCCUGGGUGCCCCAGGCCCGGGCAGUGCGUGUGGUAGGAGGUGACCCCCCUGCAGACCUGCUGCUGCUGGAGCUGUACCUGGAGAAUGAGCGCCGCAGCGGCGGGGGGCCCCUGGAGGGCAUGCGCAGCCUCCCAGGGCACCUGGGCACCGUGGUCUCCUUCCAGCACUGGAGGGUGGCCGAGCGGGUGCUGCAGCGGGACCACCAGCUGCAGGGCUCACAGCUGAACCUUGUCCCCCACUACGAUGUCCUGGAGCCUGAGGAGCUCACUGAGGACGCCGGCGGAGGGAGCCACCCAGGCGACUUGGGGCCUGGGGCCCCCAGGCACAUUCUCCAGGAGGCAGGAGGACCAGCAAGGGCACAGCAUUAUGCUGGGGAUGUCACACUGGGCUCUGAGGAGGCGUCAGGGCAGUCAGGAGCUUCUCUGAGCACAGGCCCUUGUUUGGACAGCUCGUCGCUGGCACGGGCCAGGCCAGUCAGCUCAGGGUCUUCAGAAGAGGAGGGACCGGGGAGCCCAAGGACUGUGGGGUCUCCGGACCCAGUGGAGAUCGCCAUGCGCUCUUCAGAGCAGGUGGCGUCAGUGGGCUUGGGGCCCGCGGGGUCACCGAGGCAGGAGGGCCUGGUGGAGACGGUGCUGGCAAUGGAGCCGGGAGCAAUGCGCUUCAUUCAGCUCUAUCAUGAGGACCUUCUCGCCGGCCUCGGAGACGUGGCUCUCUUCCCGCUUGAGGGCUCAGAUACGACUGGAUUCCGGCUCUGCGGAGCCCUGGCCCCGUGCCGGGCAGCCGAGGAGUUUCUGCAAAGUCUGCUGGGUAGCGUUAGCUGUCACAUGCUAAGCCUGAAGCACCCAGGCAGUGCCAGGUUCCUGCUGAGCCCAGAGGGGCAGCACCUUCUCCGGGAGCUGGAGGCACGGUUCCAGUGCGUCUUCGGGACAGAGCAUCUGGCUGGGGCCGUCCUGGACAUGGAUCUGGAAGAGGUGGGCCCCACUGAGGCCCUGCAGGCCCUCCCUGGCCUCUCCUCCACCCCGUGGCCUCCAGACGAUCCGGACAGUGACCAGGAGAACUCAGGCCUGGAGGAGGUCCGAGAGCUGCUGGCCACCCUGGAGGGCCUGGAUGGCGAAGACUGGCUGCCGCUGGAGCUAGGGAAGGAGGAGCCUGAGGGGCAGCCAGAAGAGGAGGUGACACCCUCCAGGUCUGGGGAGGGGCCCUCGGCCCCCGGCACGAGAGAGUCUGGGCGGCUGCAGGAGGAAGCCGAGCUACAGCUGGCGCUCUACCGGUCCCUGCAGCCGCGAGGCCAGGGAGCCGAGCAGGAGGAGGCUGCGCUGCAGCAGGCCCUGGCCCUCUCCCUGCUGGAGCCGCCCCCCCUGAGAGGGGAGCAGGAGCUCCUCUGGGGCCAGGGCCCGGGUGGCUGGGCCCAGCUGGAGGUGCACGCCGCCUUUGAGCGGGAUAUGGAUGAGCUGGACCGGGCCCUGGAGGCUGCCUUGGAGGUGCACAUCAGGGAGGAGCUGGUGGGGGCCCCGGGCUGCGUGCUGCCCGCGGAGCUGUGUGCCCGCCUGGAGCGGUGCCAUGGCGUGAGUGUUGCUCUGCACGGUGGCCACAUCGUCCUCCGCGGCUUUGGGGUCCAGCCUACCCACGCGGCCCGCCACCUGGCAGCACUGCUGGCUGGCCCCCGGGAUCAGAGCUUGGCCUUUCCCUUGGCAGCUUCUAGCUCCACGCUGCCACAGCAGAGGCCGAAGGAGCCCCUGGGCAGGCUGGAGCGUCUCGCUGAGAGCAGCAGUGAGUUCCAGGCGGUGGUGCAGGCUUUCUGUGACACGCUGGACACGGCCCAUGGCAGGAUCCACGUGGUGCGGGUGGAGCGAGUGCUACACCCACUGCUGCAGCAGCAGUACGAGCUGCACCGGAAGCGCCUGGAGCAGUGCUGUGAGCGGCCGGUCGAGCAGGUCCUGUACCACGGCACGGCGGUGCCCACUGUCCCCGACAUCUGUGCGCAUGGGUUCAACCGCAGCUUCUGCGGCCGCAAUGGUGCGCUCUAUGGACAGGGCGUGUACUUCGCCAAGCGUGCCUCCCUGUCGGUGCUGGACCGCUACUCGCCCCCCGAUGCAGAGGGUCACAAGGCAGUGUUCGUGGCACGGGUGCUGACCGGUGACUACGGGCAGGGCCAGCGCGGGCUGCGGGCACCCCCUCCGCGGCCCGCCGGGCACGCGCUCCUGCGCUAUGACAGCGCGGUGGACUGCCUCCACCGGCCCAGCAUCUUCGUCAUCUUCCACGACACCCAGGCGCUGCCCACCCACCUCAUCACUUGCAAGCACAAGUCCCGGUUUCUCCCCGAAGACGCCCCUGCGCCCCUGAGCACCUCCCCAGCCACCUGACCCUAGAGGCCCCCCUCGGCCCGGCCUCCCGCUCCCUAUUGCCCCGCACAGCCCUACCGCCCCGCCUCCUGUCGUGGUGCCGUGUCCCCCCUUGGGCAGGGUUCCCCCCACCCCGGCUUGGGCCGGGCCGACCACCAGGGGUCAGCAGAGCCCGGGUGGAGGGUGGCCGGGCCAGACCUCGCCCGAGCGCGACUGUGUCGUUUGAAUAAAUGUGCCUGUGA
Messenger RNA from Budorcas taxicolor (takin), 3258 nucleotides. RefSeq names its product poly(ADP-ribose) polymerase family member 10 (gene PARP10). The transcript is spliced from 10 exons. The record is from RefSeq and is a predicted model, not a curated record. Lineage: Eukaryota; Metazoa; Chordata; Mammalia; Artiodactyla; Bovidae. Gene Ontology annotation, molecular function: NAD+ poly-ADP-ribosyltransferase activity; transcription corepressor activity. Gene Ontology annotation, cellular component: cytoplasm; nucleus. Gene Ontology annotation, biological process: negative regulation of gene expression. Bases 179 to 3037 code for a protein of 952 amino acids.